Terrapene triunguis (Three-toed box turtle) is the source of this 1002-nucleotide messenger RNA. RefSeq names its product carbonic anhydrase 3-like. Lineage: Eukaryota; Metazoa; Chordata; Testudines; Emydidae. The transcript has 7 exons. Bases 208 to 1002 code for a protein of 264 amino acids. Gene Ontology annotation, molecular function: zinc ion binding; carbonate dehydratase activity. Gene Ontology annotation, cellular component: cytoplasm. The record is from RefSeq and is a predicted model, not a curated record.
GGGGGCCAGAGGGGAGUCCAGGGGAUCGCUCUCUCCGCCCCCUGCGCUCCGGCCAGACACACCCGCCCCCUCUGUCCCUCUCCACCCCGACCGGGGGCACGGAGUUGGCGGGAGCCUAUAAAAGCCCCUGGCGGAGCCGGCGCCACCGUCCUGCAGGAGCGGCCAGAGCAGCCCAGGCACAAAGUGCUGAGACCCCGCGCCGAGAGCAUGGCCCACCAAUCGUGUCAGUGGGGCUAUGACAGUGACAACGGACCUGAGCACUGGCACAAAUAUUACCCUAUUGCCAAAGGAGAGAAUCAGUCACCUAUUGAAAUCAAUAUCAAAGAUGUCCAUUAUGAACCCUCUCUUCUGCCUUGGUUUGUUGGAUAUGAUCCUGUCGGAGCUAGGGCCAUAGUGAACAAUGGGAGAACCUGCAAAGUUGUGUUUGAUGACACUUUCGAUAGAUCAGUGCUGAGAAGUGGACCACUCCCAGGUAUCUACAGACUGCGUCAACUUCACUUUCAUUGGGGUUCUUCUAAUGACCAUGGCUCUGAGCACAUUGUGGAUGGAAUGAAAUAUGCGGGAGAGCUUCAUUUGAUACAUUGGUAUUCAAAAUACAGUAAUUACGCCGAAGCUUUGAGAAAUUAUGAUGGUGUGGCUAUUUUGGGCAUUUUUCUGCAAGUAGGAAAAACUCCCAAACCAGAGAUGAAGAGAAUUCUUGAAGAAAUAAAUGGUAUUAAAACAAAGGGAAAAGAGGCUCCUUUUUCAAACUUUGAUCCAUCAAUUCUUUUUCCUAAAUCUUGGGACUAUUGGACCUACCAUGGCUCCCUCACUGAACCUCCUUGUGAUGAGUGUGUUACCUGGAUUCUUUUGAGGGAACCUAUUAUUGUCAGCCCAGACCAGAUGGCAAAGCUCCGUAGCCUUUCCAUCAAUGCUGAGACAGAACCUGUUUGCCCCAUGGUGGACAACUGGCGCCCUCCUCAGCCUCGGCAUUUCAGGAUGGUGAGAGCCUCGUUCCAAUAA